Molecule: messenger RNA, 3148 nt
Organism: Choloepus didactylus (southern two-toed sloth)
Lineage: Eukaryota; Metazoa; Chordata; Mammalia; Pilosa; Megalonychidae
Gene: RSPH4A
Product: radial spoke head component 4A
Exons: 6
Coding region: 118-2274 (718 amino acids)
Biological process (GO): cilium movement involved in cell motility; cilium assembly; axoneme assembly
Cellular component (GO): axoneme; radial spoke
Source: RefSeq, a predicted model, not a curated record
GGCAACCUGCAGAGCAACCUACGCUAAGUGAGACCUCGGCAAAGAGACGGCCCAGCGUUGCCUCCCUCCAUAGUCAUACUCCUGCUUCAUCCAGAACUUUUUCUCUGGCCUUCCUCCAUGGACGACUCGGCAUCCCUAAAGCAAGAAAAGGAGAGCCAAGAGGCGGAGGACGCAGAACGGCCAGGAGAAGAAAUGACUGCCGCUUCCUCCCAAGAUCCUGAACCUGAGUCAUCGGAACCCGUGGAGUCAGAGCACGGGCCGGAAACAGGACCCCAGCCCGGUAGCAGCCCGCCUUGGAGCCCGCAGUCCAGAGCUAGCGCGCCUUCGGAUGGCCUCCCAGAACCAGGCGCAGCACCCGCGCCUCGCUCUCCCCAGGAGCCCUCCUCCAGCCCUCUCCUGCCUCCAGACAAGCAGGACCCUGCCGCACCAUCGCAGUCAGACAGGAUCACUCGUGUGGAUCCUGAAGCUGGGACACCUCACUCCGGUCACUUGGAACAAAUACCUGAUAAAGGAGAAUCAACUUAUGAAAUAUUCCAAUCAGAGAGAAAAGCCUUUGGACGCUCCCAGCAACCAAAACCCCACCUGUACGGACAAAGAGAUGCAAGCUACAACAACUCUAAACAAAAAGAGCUGAGAUUUGACAUUUUUCACGAGGAAGACUCAAAUAGUAACUACACUCUGGAGCAGCCUGAGCCUGGGAUCUCUGACACAGCCCCCAGCAUGCUUGAGAUUGCUGUUCAGAAUGCUAAGGCUUACCUAUUGAAGAGCAGUAGCAAGUCGGGCUUAAAUCUAUAUGAUCAUCUUUCUUCCAUGCUAACCAAGAUCUUAGAUGAACGUCCUGAAAAUGCUGUUGACAUCAUUGAAAAUAUUAGCCGAGAUGUGAAAAUGGCGUAUUUUAGUAAAAAAUUAGAUACAUUACAAAGUGAGAAUGAGAUGCUUCCAAUAUAUGAAAUAGCAGAGAAGCAAAAGGCUCUUUUUCUCCAGGGAAAUUUGGAAGGAGCUGACCAAGAACUGGAAGAUGAAAUAGCAGAAAACUCUCUUCCAAAUGUGAUGGAGUCAGCUUUCUAUUUUGAACAAGCUGGAGUUGGUUUGGGCACAGAUGAGACUUACCGUAUAUUUCUUGGGCUCAAACAGCUUACUGACACCCACCCAUUCCACAGAUGCCGUUUCUGGGGCAAGAUCUUGGGACUGGAGAUGAAUUAUAUUGUAGCUGAAGUGGAAUUUCGUGAUGGGGAAGAUGAAGAGGAGGUGGAAGAGGAAGAUGUGGCUGAAGAGAGAGACAAUGGAGAAAGUGAAGCUGAUGAAGAUGAGGAAGAUGAAUUACCAAAGUCCUUUUACAAGGCUCCACAGGCUGUACCAAAAGAAGAAAGUAGGACGGGUGCCAACAAAUAUGUCUAUUUUGUUUGUAAUGAACCAGGAAGACCAUGGGUGAAGUUACCAUCAGUUACACCUGCACAAAUUGUUAUUGCAAGAAAAAUCAAGAAAUUUUUCACUGGACGAUUGGAUGCCCCCAUCAUAAGUUACCCACCUUUCCCAGGAAAUGAGAGCAAUUACUUACGAGCACAAAUAGCCAGAAUUUCAGCAGGGACACACGUUAGCCCUCUUGGUUUCUAUCAGUUUGUUGAAGAGGAGGGAGAGGAGGAGGAGGAGGUAGAAGGUGGACGAGAUAGCUUUGAGGAGAACCCUGAUUUUGAAGGUAUCCAGGUGACUGAUUUAGUGGAAUCCCUAUCCAGUUGGGUUCAUCAUGUACAACACAUUCUCCCUCAGGGUCGCUGCAACUGGUUUAACCCCAAAGAAAAAAGUGAGGAAGAAGAAGAGGAAGAAGAUGAAGAAAAAGAAGAAGAAGAAAAAGGAGAAGAACCUGACUACAUAGAACAGGAAGUGGGGCCUCCUCUUUUGACACCAAUCUCUGAAGAUUUAGAGAUUCAGAAUACACCCCCUUGGACAACACGGCUAUCCUCAAAUCUCAUUCCUCAAUAUGCUAUUGCAGUCCUUCGAUCCAACCUUUGGCCUGGAGCAUACACCUUUUCCAAUGGCAGAAAGUUUGAAAAUUUCUACAUAGGCUGGGGUCUUAAGUACAGUCCAGACAACUAUACACCCCCAGUUCCACCACAAGUUUAUCAAGAAUACCCCAGUGGACCAGAAAUUACAGAAAUGGAUGACCCCAGUGUGGAAGAGGAGCAGGCUUUCAGGGCUGCACAAGAAGCUGUACUUGCAGCUGAGAGAAAGGAAGAAACUGAGGAAGAGGAAGACGAGGAUGAUGAUGAUGACUAACAAGAAUAAAGUUAGCCCUGUUUUUUAUGUGAGGAGUGAUUAUAUAUAACUGAUCAUCAAUCUGAUGAGCACCUAUUCAAAUUUGGAAUUUGUGUGGAAUUAUUAAUACAUGCUUAUAGACAGAUGCUCAGUGGAUUUUCCAGAGGCUAAAUGAUGUAAUUACAUCGUCUUGGUGGUAAAUACAAUAUGUGCUUGUCUAUCCUUGUGUUUAAAAAAAUGUCUCAGGUUUAAUUUCUAAUUUAGUAAAUAUCAAGAGAGACAUCCCAUAAAAGCUCCUGGGGGAAUUUACAUUAGUUUUGGAAUGUCAAGGACUUCUGAGAACAGAAAUUUUGAUAACCACUGAAGUAGAGCAUGUGAUAUUGUGAGCAAAUUUUGUGCAUAUUCACUCCCCUCCUCCCCCCCAGAGAGAGGAUUCAUAGUUCUAGCACUUGUUCAGACUCAAACUUUAAAACCUUUCACUUGUUAUUUCUCAAAGAACUUCCUUAAUCUGACUCUUCCUUCAUCCUACAGAAAUUGGUUUAAAGUGACUGGGAAAAAUGAUUGUAUGGAGAUGGUUAGCUGGGAUAACCAGAUACCUCAGACUUAUAUUUUCUACCAUUGCUUCUCUAAAACUAGUAAUUAUUGUCAUUCACUCUAAAGGUACUUUUAAGCCUGUAUAUGUAAGGCACAUUGAGGAUACCACUAAAAACUAGACCUCGCCCCUGAAAUCAGAGAACUUACCAUUCAAGGAGUGAAAACAAAAAGGUAAAUAGAAAAUUAGAAUAGAUUGCAAUUUAGCAAGCAUUGUGCUACAAAUAUACCAUAAAACAAAUGUACUGUAGAACAGUGUUUCUCAUACUCUGUGGUGAAGAACUAAUUAAAAUUUUUUUUCCAA